Molecule: messenger RNA, 537 nt
Organism: Bacidia gigantensis
Lineage: Eukaryota; Fungi; Ascomycota; Lecanoromycetes; Lecanorales; Ramalinaceae
Exons: 1
Coding region: 1-537 (178 amino acids)
Source: RefSeq, a predicted model, not a curated record
AUGCUGCCCACCAUUUCCUUAUCUAUCUUCAUAAUCACCAUCCCCAUAGUCUCCCUGACACUCUCCACGCCCCUGCUCCAAAGCGAGCCCUACGAGUCAAAACGCCUCACCUGCUACGACAAAGCGCCGUCACUUCAUCCCAACCCACUUACACCCAAGGACUGCGAUGCUGCAAUAUCUAAAUUCUCUGUCUCAACCCUCGUCGAUUACAUCCGCUUAAUCAGUCAUCCUGUCGUCCAGCCAAACGAGGUGCAAAGCCCCUAUACCACAUUUGCCGGAGAUUGUCUUUUCACGCUCUCAUUGAUGCCGGGGGUACCAGAGGUGCAGAAGCUACCAAAGACGAUUGUGGAGUUUGGCGCUUUCGCUACUAUUGGGGAUUGCAUUGGGAAGGAAGACAAGGAUGGGGGCCAAUUUCUUGUAGAAGUUGGGGGCGCUGGAGACGUUGGGAAGGCUUUUGUGAGUUUGACACAUGUGAGUGCGUCUGAGGGGCAAGGGAACCAGACAGUGGUAUCAAGUGAAAGUGUGGCUAGUUUCUAG